CACACUGCCCACCCACCGACGCGGGGCAUUCGACACGACACCGCCGGCAUGGCUCGCGGCAGCAAGGGCGGCGGGUCCUCCAACCCGAUGCACGACCACCACAAGAAGGCCCGGCAGAAGGAACUCCAAAAGGCCAGGGAGCGACGAAUCCGCGAGCGCGACGAGAAGGCCGUCGAGACCAAGACCCUCCGGGAGGUCCGGGAGGACAUCCAGAAGGCGGAGCGGGACCUGAAGCGGUCCCAGCAGGGCCGGCAAAAGUCGGCGGCGGAGCACAGGCUGGCGCGGCUGCGGAAGGAGCUGCGGCUCCUCCAGGAGGCCACGGCCGAGGCAAAGGCCAGGGCCGACGCCGAGCGGGAGGCCGAGAAGAUCGCAAACCGGUUUGCCCCGAGCAAGCGGCCCCCGACGGAGCUGGACGAUCCCCGGAAAUCGGUCUACUACGACAGCGUCCUCAACCCGUACGGGGCCCCGCCCCCGGGCAAGCCCCGCUUGUACCACCGGAGGUUCGGGGGGGUGACCCCCAGCGUGCACGAGGCGGUGGUUCCGGGCGAAGAACCAAGCCUUCCUCCCCCGCCUCCGCCGCCGCCGCCGCCUUUUCGCCACGGGAAUCAGCCACCACCACCCCAACGCCACCACCCCCGUCAGGGGGGACACAACCGACCACCGCAACACCACCAAUACGAACGACGACCACAGCAACAGCAACAGCAAAAGCAACAACAACAGCAAAGAGGACCGCCACAUCCCAAUCAGCGACCGCCGCAACAACAGAACGAGCAAGGAUCCUCGGCGCGCCAGGCUUCCCAGAAACGACAACCACUGCACGAGCCACCGGCCAGGGAAGCACCCGACAACAAGGAAACGAACAAAGAACCUCCUUCGCCCGCGAAACCCCCGGCAGCGAGCGAGGGGACCAAUAAGUCGUCAUCGUCGCCGCAACCGAGCAAGGAACCCCCCAGCGAAGCACCCCCCACGAAACCAGCACCACCGGUCGUUCCUUCCAUCCCGGCCCCGUCCGAGGCCGUGCAACGGACCCUCCGCGUGGCGAAACGAAAGGGCAGGGCGGGGGGUCCCCUCGCGGACAUCUGGGCCUCGAACGAAGAAGUGGAAUACGAGCGGAAAACGAAUCUCCUCGACCUAGAGGCCGACGACGUUGGGACSAAGAUGAAAAAGAAGAAAAAGGACAAGAAGAAGAAGAAAAAGAAACCCCCGCUGGAGUUCUAUUACCGGGACAAUGCGGGGGCCGUGCAGGGGCCCUACUCGAAGGAACAAAUGAGGGGCUGGAUCGAUGCCGGAUACUUCCCUCCCACCACCAAGUCCCGGACGAACCGGAUGGACCCCGACGGCUGGGUUCCGAUGGGAGACCUUCCGGCGCUCAGGGAAACGGAGAAGAACCARCCACCCUCCGGUGGCGGGGCUGGUGCCGGUGCCGCCGCCGACGACGACGACGACAGCGUGCAAAACCGAAUUGCUGCCCUGAAGGGUGGUGCCAGCGGCGAUGGAAACGRCGACGGGGAUGCCGACAUGGACGAAUCGAUGCAGGCCCGGAUUGCCGCCAUGAGAGCCGAUUUGAUGGCCGCACCGGCCGCCAACCCUUGCGAAACCCCCGGCGGAGGUCCCGGAAACGAACAAGUCCGGGACCGCAUUGCUUCACCGCGAGCAGGGACGAACCAUUGCGGCGGCGGGGAGGCCGGCGUGGACCCAUGCACCAACGACAGCGCAGCGGAAAGGAUUGCCGCGCUCCGAAACCACGGACCGAGCGUCCRGGACCGCAUYKCCGCUCUGGGGAAGGAUGCCCCCCCGCCUCCUCCCCCCCCGGCAUGCCCGGCAGACGGAAGCGGGGGGGCAAGCGGGGUCGGGCCUUCUCCGUAUCCGGUGGACGACGGCGGUGGCGCCGGGGCAGCCGCCUAUCCUUUCGACGGGAGCUACGGUGCCGAAGGUKGUGCUGCCUAUCCGAUCGACGAGGACGGCCAUGCCGGGCCGGCCCCGUAUCCCGUUGCCGAUUCCGACGACGUCGGCGCCGCCGGUUAUCCGGUKKGCGGGGACGACGACGRCGACCACUGGGACGGAGCGGCUGCCUACCCCGUGGGUGCUUACGGCGGCGGGGAAGACGACGAAGAUGCGGUGGCGCCCUACCCUACCGACGAGCCCUAUCCCGGGGGCGAGGACCUGGCCUACCCCGUCACCGAUUCGUAUCCGGUCGACGACUCCGACGCAGCCUUCCAUCCGUCCCCGAGCGAUGCACCGGGGGCUCUGGCCAAACCCGCGAGAAAAGUCGUCACGGUAGACAAGGCACUCGUCUCGUUUGUUCCCACGAACCUGCAGAACAAGAAACGAAAGACGGAACAAGAUUCGGACGGGGGCAUCGCCGGGGAAGACCGGGAACAAAACAAAAAGACCAAGCCGGACUCAAAAUYCCUGGUAGCGAAACAAAGCAAGGAGGACGAAUACGACAAAUUCAUGGGAGAAAUCGACGACUUGUAAAUCGUCGCUAAACUAGGAUUCACCGUUUGCCAUGUCCAAACUUUCGGAACCAAGUAGUCCUUUAUUUUUCACGGUAUCCUUUUGUUGCGUGGCUCAAAAGGCAAGGUGUCGUGAUUAUUUUAUCAUGUAGUGACGGCGACAAGUUUUUCACUCUCUACAGAACUACAGUGGUUCUGCACAUGGCUCGAAUGAAAGCAUCUAGUCUAAAAGGGUGAUUGGUGAAAAAGUCGGAAGUCAUCAACUUCACUUGGUUUUUCAGUCCAGGAUCCAAACAAACCCUUCAUGGCAUUUUUCCACGUUUUCUUGGAUCUCUGGUAUGGGAGUGCGAGCGCUUUAUUCUCCGAGUAUGGUUUCUCUGAGGCAGCAGUGUGAAGUUUCGAAAAACAUUCAAACAAUUUUUUCUUGCAGAUACGAGAUUCUUUUCCACUUGCUAGGCGGCCUGUGACGCCAUCAACCGCUUCUAUGCUGGACGAAUCCUGUUCUGCCCAAUUGUAACAGAAUUUUCCCUUUUUCAUUAUCUGUAUCGACCUUGGCACCUUUCGGGGGGCAUUCCGUAUCCGAGGAUGCUUCACCUCAUAGGGUUUCUGCAAUGUUGCAUUUGUUAUUUUCAAGGCGUAGGCCGAACGGCAACAAAUAGCUCUGCAAAUGUGACCGUGAGAAAAUACAUCGCCAACAACAACACCGGUGACAUAAAUAGGGUUUACUAGGCGCGACAAUAGGGCGCCUUGCACACCCAGAACACACCACUUUGCUAUUUUAUCAGAACACGAGUUGUGCAUCACACGGUCACCCAACCUSAAGCCAUCUAAACUCUGUUUGGCUUCUCUUGGCGCAAAAACUGAGCCCUGGCCGKCCUCCACUUUGAUUCGAAACGACCCCGCGUGUUGCCYUUGCCAACACAGAUUUACAUUCGGUGCUYCACGAGAGUAAACAGCAGAAUCACCGCAUGGUGUCUGAGAUAUAUAGARCCACAAGUAMAACGGCYGCAAGCUGUAGGGUUUGUCRCUCCCUUUCUUGUUCUUUACAGCAAUCGACCCAGCGUUUCCUGCUUUCUUGAGUUGACAAUACAGCCAGCGGUGAAGGCUUCUCCGAGCUACCACUUCGGCAUGAGAAUCAUGAACUACCUUUCCAUCGCAGCUAAGUAUCGCRCCAGAGGCGCAUUUGGUACCAGAUCCAAUAGCUACAACCCUUACAGCAUUGCAUGUCUCUGCGGGAAAUUCUUGCUCAUGGACAAUAAAACCUGCAACAAUAUCGUUAUCCUUGGCAUCGGGGUUCAAUCUUCUGUAUUUUUUCCACACCGCAUCCCCACACUUCUUGGCCCAGGCCGACUCCCUGCCUGAACUUUUUGGAUUAUGAUGUUUUGACAAGGAUUCCCUGAUUUUUUUUCUUGCAACAGUGAUAGAACUUGAUGAAGCUACGGGACAGCUUGCAUUAGGGUGCACUUGAAUGCCUAGAUUCACUUUCGCACGCUUWUGYUGUUGCUUGCCUUGAUUAUCACAAAGGCAUGCUAUGUCGGAUUGAACAUUUCGUGCCAGUUUUUGGUCUCCUACUGUGUCGGAUCGAACUUUUGGUGCCUGUUUUUUGUCUCCUUCGAAGAAAGUCUGUUGGCUUUCCAUGGAGUCGCUCCCUCGAGUCGAAGAUGUCGAGUGUGUGAGUUCCGUCGAGGAACUUUGGAUUGAUUGAAUCUUCCACAAAGGUGGACUGUGUCUUGAGCAACAGAUGAUGUUGCUACUCCGUUCCAWUCCGUACAACAUUUUAUUUGUGGCGGCAACCGAUUUUCCGAGGGCAGCAGCCAACGAAGAAGCACUCAUACCAUGUUCUUUACCUUGUUGCACUAAUAUACCGACUAAAUYAU
Pseudo-nitzschia multistriata is the source of this 4336-nucleotide messenger RNA. NCBI's taxonomy places the organism in Eukaryota, Bacillariophyta, Bacillariophyceae, Bacillariales, Bacillariaceae. The record is from the annotation of a GenBank genome assembly.